This is a messenger RNA of Triticum urartu, 1141 nucleotides long. Lineage: Eukaryota; Viridiplantae; Streptophyta; Magnoliopsida; Poales; Poaceae. The record is from RefSeq and is a predicted model, not a curated record.
CCCGUCCUCCACCGCCACCGCCACCGCCACCCCGACCGCCGGCGAAGAAAAAGGGAGAGGGAGGAGGAUGGGGAUGCGGGAAUGGCCGCUGCCUCGCCUGUACGAGGUCCUCCACGGCGAAGAGCGCGGCCGGUGGCCGCCGGAGGCCAGGUUCCUCGAAGCCGCCCACAACGGCGACGUCCGCGAGAUCAAGAAGAUUGCAAAGGAGCUGGACGUGCAGGGGCAUGGGAUCCGGACGACGGUGGCCAACACCACCUACAUGGGCAUGAACGCGCUACACGCCGCGGGCGGCGGCGGCAAGCUGCCGAUCUACCGGUAUCUUGUCGAGGAGGUCAAGAUGGACGUCGACAUGCCUGACACCGCUCAGGAGUUUAUGCCCAUGUCACAUGCCAUCAUGUAUGGCCACCUUCCCGCCGUCAGGUACCUUCUGGAUCAUGGCGCUGAUCUGCAUCAGCGACGUGGAAAAAUCACCCUUCUUCAUAUGGCUAUAGUUCAUGGGUACUAUGAAAUAGUGAAGUUUCUUCUUGCGAGGGGAGCUAAUGUCCAUGCAAUGUCACAACUUGGGACACCACUCAUGGAUGCUACUCUUAGAGGAUUUCCUAGUAUUGUCAAGAUCCUUUUGGAGCACAAGUCAGAUCCCAACAUUGUUACUCGUAUACUUGGACCUUUAAACAUGGCAUUAGACAGAUCUUUCGUGUCCUGUGUGAAGCUAUUGAUUCAGGGUGGAGCUAAUGUGAGCGGUGUUGUUCCUUAUUAUGAUCCUUUGCUGACGGCUGCAGAGAAGGGCUUAACUGAAGCUAUUAAGUGCUUGUUGGAAGCUGGUGCAAACCCAAAUGUUUUUGACAGGUUUGGUAGGUUGCCAAUAGAGUUGGCUGUUGAGUAUGGUACACGGGAAGACGUUGAGAUUCUCUUUCCUUUCACCUCUCCUGUUUCAACUGUGGCAAAUUGGAGCGUUGAUGGAAUCAUUAGUCAUGUGAAGAUGGAAAUCAAGCAACUUGAGGAUGACAAUUUUGUGAAAAAGAGGAUGUCCGAGCUGAAACUCCAAGCAGAUGAAGCAUUUAAGAAGCAAAGUUAUCUAAAUGCAUCAGUGCUCUACACACAGGUACAUAUACCAGUGGAACCUCCAUUACGAUUUAGUUAA